CGCGGAAAUACGGUUGGCUGCGUUUCUCCCCGAUGUCCGUUUAAUUACUAUUUUUGUACCGCUAGUAAGACGACUGUAUAGAAAUUUUACGUAGCUUGCAGUUAUCCCGAGAUAAGAUUUUAUUUCAAAUUGGAAUGAAGGCUUUGAAGUAGAAGUUCUUGGAGAAGAUUGUCUUCCAAGGGAAAUAUAAUUGUCCAAUAUCAACUCAUAUCGCUUGUCAUCAUCAUCAAGUUUCCUAUCCAACCUACUCUAUCUGUGGUUAUGGACUGUACUACUGAUAAAUCUCCACUAACUGAUUCUGAGGGGAAUCAGAAUAAUUCCCACAUUCCAUCGAUUACAGUUGUUCGACCAAAACAACCAAGACGAUAUAAACUUUUACCAAAAGAUAAACUGCGUUUCCCUAAAAGUGACACGUCAAAUCAAUUUUGGCGAAAGUAUGAUUAUACAAAACAUAUGCCGCUGAUCACUGUGGAUUGUGAUGAUGAAGAAAGUGAAGAAUUUGACGGUGCACUUUUUCAAAAAGUCUCCAAUAAUGGUUUACAUGAUGUUUUAAAACGUGAUCGAACUAAUCGUAAUGGUUUGUCAGCUGCAGCAGGGAAUCCUGGUGACGAGUGGGAUGAUGAUUGGAAUUUAAACCUUUCUACGCCUAGUCAGCGUAGAAGACUAUUUUGUUGUCCUCUGGACUGUACACUAUCAUAGGAAGAUGAUAUUUUCUUCAAGAGUCAUCGAUCGUAGGCUACAUACACAAUUCCGUACAAAUCAGGCGGAACGAGGCAGGAAGUGAUAAUAUAAAUUUUUAUUCGGUGAUUCACAGUACCUACUUAUUAUUAUUAUUAUUAUUAUUAUUAUUAU
This is a messenger RNA of Trichobilharzia regenti, 852 nucleotides long. The record is from the annotation of a GenBank genome assembly. NCBI's taxonomy places the organism in Eukaryota, Metazoa, Platyhelminthes, Trematoda, Strigeidida, Schistosomatidae.